GAGCGACGAGAGAUAUAUAGAAACUUACGGUGGAGGGCGGUGAUCUUUUCUCCAGUGACAUCACCGCUCAUCUCAUUCUUUCCUGGCUCCCUUUUUAUUAAAAUUGCGGCGGGGUUCUCUUUUUUCUUCCCGGCUUCCUCGGCAACACGUCUUCUCCGUCUCGCGCCUUUAAAGAAGAGGGGAAAGGAAGACCUUGCGCUUCUCCCAAGUGGCAAUUCGCUGGCUAGAAGUGCUGAGCUCUCCGCUGUCCUUGCUUAACGGUGUAUGUAUUGUCUUCCGUGUACUGCAAGACGAGCACGUGAAUAUAUAGGAUAGAGGAGUAGAUUGCGAGGCUUUGAUACCGUCUUUAGAAGAGAAAUGCUUCCUGCGGUGGAUCACGAGCAAUCCAAGCACCAGCAAAUGGGGUCUCUCAAGAACAUCGAUCUGUCGGUGAAGCUGGAAGAGCAAGACGAGGAGGAGGAUGAGAGCACUGACAAGGAAGAGAGCGUGGCGGUACCUUUGGAGAAGGAGGAGACCACCACUGCAACCACGAUCACGACUUCUGGGAACCACGAGCACGUCAAGGUAGCGAGAGAGCAAGAGUGUGACAGUCCUCACCAGAAGAGGGGGGUGGACGUUGCCGGGAGCCUGUUCCAGAGCUGGAUCGAUCGCAUGAAGCACACGGAGUUGAAGCCCAGCAUCCAGAAGUUGAGAAGGAGUGGCGAUGAUGGCCGGGUCUCGGCUCAGUGGCUCCUCAAGAGCAAGAAAGUUGUGAGUGACAAGUCAACCGUCGAGGACACUUCUCCCGCAUCAUCCCCAAAGAAUUCCUCCACUCACAGUGACAGGGAUCAUCUCGAGGUCCUCAAGGAGCAGCUCAAGUUGCGAAACGAUGAGAACGAGCAGCUCAAGUUGAUGCUGAAUCACGUCACUGCGGAGUACCAAAGCCUCCAGGUGCAGACCAUGGCGCUUCUCCAGCAACAGGAAGCAAAGCCCGACUUGACUGGGAAAAGGAAAGCCUCCGAGAUGCUCGAUGAGCAGGAUAAGAAGGAUGGAGUGACCGGGCUGCAUCCAAAUUCUCCUCCCCGGCACAAUUCCCCGGCCUCCAAAUCGGAAGAGAAAGAGUCUGCCGAGCGAGUGGACUGGCCCCCGAGCAAAGUUCUCAAGACCCUCCAUGAGAACUCAAGCACGACCACCGCUGCCGGCAAUAACACAGUGACGGAUCCCAUGGUCCGCAAAGCUCGAGUCUCAGUUCGAACGCGGUCAGAGAAUCCCACUAUGAACGAUGGCUGCCAAUGGAGAAAAUACGGCCAGAAGAUGGCCAAAGGAAAUCCAUGCCCGCGCGCUUACUACCGCUGCACCAUGUCACCCGGCUGUCCAGUUCGAAAACAGGUCCAGAGGUGUGCGGAAGACACAUCCAUACUCGUCACCACGUACGAAGGAACUCACAACCAUCCUCUCCCGCCGGCGGCCGCGGCGCUGGCCUCGACAACCUCGGCGGCGGCAAGCAUGCUCCUCUCGGGCUCCACCAUGAGCGACCCCCACGGCUUCAACGCUGCCGCGGCCGCCGCGAGCUACAUGGCCGGUCACCUGGGACCAACAAUCUCCGCCUCCACGCCCUUCCCAACCAUCACGCUCGACAUGACCAACAAUCCCAACCCCGCUACUCAGCUCAGCCUCCGUCUCGGAGGAGGCACUGCCGCCAGCAACGCCGCCUCCACCCCGCUCCUGUCACUCCCAGGAGCCAUGCUCCAAGCACCGUUCUUCCUCGGCCAGCAGUUCGGAGGGCUGGAGCAGCAACAGCAUCACCAGCAGCAACGCUUUCCCGGGAGCCAAAACGUGGACACUUCAGUCAGUGCCGCCACUGCAGCGUUGACCUCCGAUCCAAACUUCACCGCUGCUCUCGCCGCAGCCAUAACUUCCAUCCUCACAGGAAAGCAAGGCCAGCAGCAGCCUCAUCAGCCACCAUUUUCGCAGAUGACUUUGUCAGCUCCACUCUCACUUUCCACCUCGUCGGAGCAGCAACAGCAGCAGUAUCAUCAUCAUCACCAGCAGCAGCAGCAGCAGCAGCAGCAGCAGCAACACCAACAGCAGCACCACUACAGGGCCCCAACAUUCGCUGGCACCGAUUUAUCGUUGCAGCUUAGCACUACGAGCGCUCCCAGCGAGCCAGUCAAACCCAUUGUCCUGUAGAGAUCCACCCUGUAAACAGCGAAGUCAAUAUAAGCAUGAACGUUAGCUCAACGAAACGAGUAGAAAGGAAGAAAAAAACCAACCAUUUUUUUAAGGCUUUGACACGGGUCCAGAGAGAAGGCAGCCUCUCUCGUUCGGCCAAAAGGCACAAAAGCACACGCACACACUGGAAGAGAUAAGAAGCUGGCAAUGAAUAAAUAGAAUUUUUCCAGGUCGUCAAAGCAUACAAAUAGUAGCCGACCCAAACUCCCCUACUUUGGAAAAAAACGUUCCCCACUGGUUACAACAGAGUUGCAAG
This is a messenger RNA of Selaginella moellendorffii, 2467 nucleotides long. RefSeq names its product WRKY transcription factor 42. Gene Ontology annotation, biological process: regulation of DNA-templated transcription. The record is from RefSeq and is a predicted model, not a curated record. The transcript is spliced from 5 exons. Gene Ontology annotation, molecular function: DNA-binding transcription factor activity; sequence-specific DNA binding. The coding region runs from base 358 to 2169 and encodes 603 amino acids. Lineage: Eukaryota; Viridiplantae; Streptophyta; Lycopodiopsida; Selaginellales; Selaginellaceae.